Messenger RNA from Saprolegnia parasitica CBS 223.65, 1201 nucleotides. RefSeq lists its product as hypothetical. The transcript is spliced from 8 exons. The coding region runs from base 59 to 1201 and encodes 380 amino acids. The record is from RefSeq and is a predicted model, not a curated record. Lineage: Eukaryota; Oomycota; Saprolegniomycetes; Saprolegniales; Saprolegniaceae.
AUUUGGCACGGGCGCCCGAUGACAGCCACCGUCGUCUUUGCAUGGGGCUCUGGCUCGGAUGGACAGCUCGGCCUUGGCGACAGCGUGGACCACGCCGAGCCGCGGCCGCUUGACCUCGGCGCCUUGCGCAGCCCGUUGGCGCUGGCCACGGGCGGCUGCCAUAGCGCUGCUGUGGAUGCAACUGGCGCGCUGUACAUGUGGGGCAGCAACGCCCACGCCCAGCUGCAUCUCGAGGCACCGACGGCGCAUGCGCCUGCACAGAUCGCGAUCGAGCCGCCCGUCACGCUUGUGCGCUGCGGCUGGUCGCAUACCAUCGCUGUUGCCACGCACGCCGAUGGUCUCUCGGCGGUCUAUAGCUGGGGUAGCAACCAGCACGACCAGCUCGGCCAGACAACGGCGCCAGGUAGGCUCUGGAAGCAGCUGCAGAAGAGCACGUUCGAAUGCGUACGUAGACAAAGCAACCCUCGUGCAACAGCCACUGCGCUUUCCCACGCCUGUGCUGGCCGUUGCCAGUGUCGCGAGUGGCUGGAAGCACUCGCUCCUUGCGACCAGCGAUGGUCGAGUGUUUGCCUGGGGCCAUGGCCGGUCGGGCGAGCUCGGACUUGGGCCCGCGACGCUUCGUGCACCAACACCGACAGUGGUGCCAAUCGACGGUGCCGUCGCAGCGGUCUACUGCGGGUGGCAGCAUUCGGUGUUCCACUUGACGUCCAAGGGUCUUGCCGUUGCUGGCAGCAACCGACACGGGCAGCUCGGGCUUCGCAACGAGCGUCGCCAGCAGGUCUUUGAACCCACGCCGAUCCUCGAGGCCGAUGUCGCUGCGCCCUUUCGCUGUGACCUCGUCGCUGUCGGGUGGCAUCAUGUCGUGGGCGUUCGCGACGGCGCCGUCUUCUCGUGGGGCAAAGGCUCGUUCGGUCAGCUCGGCCAUGGCGGUGUCGACGCAGAGCGUACACCCCGCCGCCUGGUGAUGGACGAGCGCAUCGACCACGUGGCGUGUGGCUCGGAGCACUCACUUCUUGUGGCAGCGAGCGGCCGACUCUACUCGUGCGGCUGGGGCGAACAUGGGAAUCUGGGGCACGGCGACACGCAGAGCGUAGCGAGGCCGACGGCCAUUGCGUACUUUGACAUGCAUCGCCUGCGUGUGUUCUCGGCGGUGGCGGCCGGCGCGACCUCGUUUGCCAUGGCGACGAGCCAGCGCACUUGA